AUGGCAGCGAUAUUAGGUGGAGGUUUGGGAGGUUUAUCAACCGGUUACUAUUUAUUGAAAAAUAACAUAACUAACAAUAAUAAUUUGAAGAUAUUUCUAUUAGAAGCUACAGAUUAUUGCGGAGGGUGGAUAAAAUCUAUAAGAACUAAAGACUAUAUAUUUGAACAAGGACCGAGAACUAUAAGACCUCGAGGUGCAACUGGUCUGAAUACAUUGAACAUGUUGCAAGAUUUAGGUCUUAGCGAACAUAUUUCUGCAAUUAAACCCGACCAUCCCGCUGCUAAAAAUAGAAUGAUAUAUGUUAAUAAUUCUCUACACUUAUUACCCUCAAGUAUUAAGAGUGUAUUUCAAAAGACAGAACCGUUUUCCAAACCUUUAAUUUACGCUGCCUUAAAUGAUCUCAAGAAUCCUCAUAAAGAAUUGAAAGAUGAUUCAAUAUAUAAUUUUGUGGAAAGAAGGUUUGGAAAAGAGAUAGCCGACUAUGCCGUAUCACCAAUGAUUUGUGGUAUUUGCGCUGGGGAUGCUAAAGAAAUUUCAGUGAAAUUUCUUAUGAAAACACUAUUUGAGUAUGAACAGAAUGAUGGAGGUGUUAUCAAAGGGCUUAUGAAAGGGAUGUUCAAAUCAAAGAAUGAAACAGAAAUACAAUUAGGUGAUCUAGCAAAGAGAGCACAAGAAGAAAAGUGGAAUGUGUACUCAUUAAAGGGAGGUCUUCAAACUAUACCCAAUAAGAUGAGGCAAUACCUUCAAGACAAUGAUGUCAAUUUACAUUUGAACAGUCAAAUCGAUGAAUUAGAAUUUGUUGACUCGAGCUUGGUUAAACUCAAAAAGGGAAAUGAAACUCUGACUGCCAACCAUGUGUACUCGUCAAUACCAUCACAUGUUCUAGCAAAACUAGUUAUGAAACAGCAUCCCGACCUGGCCAAGAUUCUGAAUGAUAUACCAUUUGUGACGGUCGGUAUUGUAAAUCUAUAUUUCGCUACAAGAAAACCAUUAAUAAAACCAGCAUUUGGAUUCUUAGUACCACCGAUAGAGAACUCUCCCAUAUUAGGAGUUGUAUUCGAUUCAUGUUGUAUUCCCGAUCAAAAUGGUACUGUUCUCACCGUUAUGUUGGGUGGUAGAUGGUUCAAAGAAAAGUUUGGACCUAACAUCACUAAGGAACAACUAUAUGAUAUAGCUAUAAAAGAAAUUAAAUCCAUUCUGAAGAUAGACGAGCAAGUAUCCGCUCAUAAUGUUAGCAUAUUAGACAAAUGUAUCCCUCAAUAUGUGAUUGGUCAUUACGAAAGAGUGGACGAGAUAAGGCAGUAUAUUGUGAACAAUAAUUUACCGAUAUCACUGAUUGGCAGCAGUUAUGACGGUGUCGGCAUCAAUGAUGUUAUUUAUUCAGCAAAAACUCAAGUCGAAGAAGAUAUUAUAAAGUAA
Molecule: messenger RNA, 1419 nt
Organism: Danaus chrysippus (African queen)
Lineage: Eukaryota; Metazoa; Arthropoda; Insecta; Lepidoptera; Nymphalidae
Source: the annotation of a GenBank genome assembly